UCAGGAUGGAGAUACAAAUGGAUAGUAGUUAUUGGCAUAUUAUCAACUGUGACAUUAUUUUCGGUGAUUGCAUUGAUAGUCAUUCUUUUCAGGAGAAAUAGACGCAGAUCCCAACAAAACACCGAGGAGGGUUCCAGACCUGUGUCCACAACCUUGACUGCUGCUUCUCAUAGAGCAGUUUCCUUGCCCAGCCAGUAUCUAAGAGAAACUAUGAAAGGAAAUUACCGAUUUAUAGUGAAUUUGCACUGUGCAGAUGUGACAGCUUUUGAAACAGAAAGAACAAUGAUUUUUAGCCUUGAGGAGAUUGAAGAGGCAACAAAUAACUUUGAUGAAACUAAGAUAAUUGGACAGGGUGGAUAUGGAAGUGUGUACUUUGGGGUGUUAGGAGAGAAAGAGGUUGCUAUAAAGAAGAUGAGAUCCAACAAAUCCAAAGAGUUCUUUGCAGAGCUCAAGGUUUUAUGCAAAAUCCACCACAUAAAUGUGGUGGAGCUGUUAGGUUAUGCUAGUGGAGACGAUCACCUCUACUUAGUUUAUGAAUAUGUUCAGAAUGGUUCACUCAGUGAUCAUCUUCAUGAUCCAUUGUUAAAAGGUCAUCAACCUCUCUCUUGGACGGCAAGAACUCAGAUUGCACUUGAUGCUGCCAGGGGUAUCGAAUACAUUCACGACCACACCAAAGCUCGGUAUGUCCACCGUGAUAUAAAGACCAGCAACAUUCUACUUGACCAGGGGUUGCGAGCAAAGGUUGCAGAUUUUGGAUUGGCGAAGCUUGUGGAACGAACCAACGAAGAUGAUGACUUGAUAGCAACAAGAUUGGUAGGAACACCGGGCUAUCUUCCUCCGGAAUCUGUGAAGGAGCUACAAGUGACCACUAAAACUGAUAUAUUUGCAUUUGGGGUGGUUCUGGCGGAGCUGAUAACAGGUCAACGUGCUCUUAUUCGAGAUAACCGAGAACCCACCAAGAUGAAAUCACUAAUUACUAUUAUUAAUAAAGUGCUCCAAGAUGAAGAUCCGGAGACUGCUUUAGAGCAAGUGGUAGAUGGUAGUCUUCGAAGCAGCUACCCAAUGGAUGAUGUGUAUAAGAUGGCAGAGGUGGCUGACUGGUGUUUAAGUGAAUAUGCAGUGAACAGACCAGAAAUUAGAGACAUUAUUGUAACACUAUCUCAAAUUGUUAUCUCCUCAACCGAGUGGGAAGCAUCUUUAGGAGGGAAUAGCCAAGUUUUCAGUGGCCUAUUCAAUGGAAGAUAAAUAUUUCUUUUUGUGAUUGAUAU
Pistacia vera is the source of this 1268-nucleotide messenger RNA. Its product is annotated as lysM domain receptor-like kinase 3. The record is from RefSeq and is a predicted model, not a curated record. The annotation marks the transcript as partial. The transcript has 8 exons. Gene Ontology annotation, biological process: innate immune response; protein phosphorylation. Gene Ontology annotation, molecular function: ATP binding; transmembrane receptor protein kinase activity. NCBI's taxonomy places the organism in Eukaryota, Viridiplantae, Streptophyta, Magnoliopsida, Sapindales, Anacardiaceae.